Synchytrium microbalum is the source of this 1182-nucleotide messenger RNA. RefSeq lists its product as uncharacterized. Gene Ontology annotation, biological process: vitamin K biosynthetic process; menaquinone biosynthetic process. NCBI's taxonomy places the organism in Eukaryota, Fungi, Chytridiomycota, Chytridiomycetes, Synchytriales, Synchytriaceae. Gene Ontology annotation, molecular function: prenyltransferase activity. Bases 1 to 1182 code for a protein of 393 amino acids. The transcript has 2 exons. The record is from RefSeq and is a predicted model, not a curated record. Gene Ontology annotation, cellular component: membrane.
AUGGUCGUAAAUAACUCUUAUAAUACCUCCAUACUCCAGCAAGCCAAUGACAUCCGUCAACGUCGUAAUGAGAACAAACGAAACCCAUCAACUCUCUCAAAGGAAGUUCGGUUUGGAAGCUCCGAAGUCAUUGACACCAAGUCGCCACGGAACAUGAUGAAGAACUUUAUGACCAACUUCAAGCUAUUCUGCAAGCUAGCCCGUAUCAAGUACUUGAUUGUCACCCCGUUCUUCUUGUCCGCUGCUUUGCCAUACGUCUUGAUUCAUGCCGAACAGAAAUUCUCAUGGACAAUCUGGGUUGCUUGUCUGUUUACGGGCUUCUUGGUACAGAUUCUGGCAAUGCUGUGCAACGAAUACUAUGAUUUAGAAGCCGAUACAGCCAAUAAGACUCCCUCAAGCUUGACUGGUGGAUCAAGAAUCUUGGUAGACGGACUCUUGCCAGUUUGGGUUGCAUGGGGUGGUGCUGCAGUAUCAGCUCUACUUAUUCUCGCCCUUCAAUCCGUUGUACCAUAUGCACUUCCUUGGUAUGCUCGUGGUCGUGAGCUCAUGAUCUUGGCAACACCAUUAAGUUGGUCAUACUCUGGUCCACCGUUCCAUCUCAAUUACCACGGAUUAGGAGAAAUCGAUGCCGCCAUAGUAGUUGCUGUUAUCUGCCCCAUGUAUGUAUCAGUCAUGCAUCUACCUGUAUUCGAUACCAAGUCUGUCUUGUUGGCCUUCAUCAACCCAUGGGACGCUGAUGGAAUGCUACUCCGAACCACUCUAUACGCAAUUGCUCCAUUCCCACUUGUAUAUAUAUCCAGAUACUGCUGCCUCAAUAUUAACGACAUGGAAGGUGACAAGGCGGCUGGAAAAGGAAACUGGGCUGUCCUCGUUGGUGCUCGAAUCACUUCUCGGAUCUCUGUUGCUCUGCAGUGUCUCGCUCUUUUAAUCGUACUGGAUCAAACUUUGGAAGGGUUUAUGCCAGCUUCUGUAUAUCUCCCCAUGCUCUUGAUCGUAUUGCCGUUUGGAAUCUAUGAGACUUCUCGUCUGUUGUGGUUGAUGCCUAAGCAAGACUGUGAUAUUCCAGCAUUUAUCGCCCGUCAUCCCGCUAGUAAGCGUGCCGUUGUCAGAUCGACGUGGAUGUCGCUUAUGGUGGCCUUUGCUUUGUGUGCUGGUUGGGUUGCCUCUCGUAUAGACUUGUAA